CCCAGGGGAGUUGGGGUUCGGAGGGGGAUUGUUUUCGGCUCUGAAGAGGUUCCCACCCAACCUUCAAAAUUUUGUCCAAAAGCAGACAAGAGGAUCGCCCCGCGCUGAGCCGGCUGGUGGGCAGCAGGAGGCGCCUGAUCGCCGCCGGGGCGCUGGGGGUGGUGAUGGUGCUGCUCCUGGUCAUCCUCAUCCCGGUGCUGGUGAGCUCGGCCGGCACGUCGGCGCACUACGAGAUGCUGGGCACCUGCCGCAUGGUCUGCGACCCCUACGGCGGCACCAAGGCGCCCAGCACCGCCGCCACCCCGGACCGCGGCCUCAUGCAGUCCCUGCCCACCUUCAUCCAGGGGCCGAAAGGCGAGGCCGGCCGGCCGGGGAAGGCAGGCCCCCGCGGGCCCCCAGGUGAGCCGGGGCCGCCGGGGCCCGUGGGGCCCCCGGGCGAGAAGGGCGAGCCGGGUCGCCAGGGCCUGCCGGGCCCUCCCGGGACGCCUGGUCUGAACGCGGCCGGGGCCAUCAGCGCGGCCACCUACAGCACGGUGCCCAAGAUCGCCUUCUACGCCGGCCUCAAGCGGCAGCACGAAGGCUACGAGGUGCUCAAGUUCGACGACGUGGUCACCAACCUGGGGAACCACUACGAUCCCACCACGGGCAAGUUCACCUGCUCCAUCCCGGGCAUCUACUUCUUCACCUACCACGUCCUGAUGCGCGGUGGGGACGGCACCAGCAUGUGGGCUGAUCUGUGUAAAAACAACCAGGUCCGUGCGAGUGCAAUCGCCCAAGAUGCUGAUCAGAAUUACGACUAUGCCAGUAACAGUGUGGUUCUUCAUCUGGAGCCGGGAGACGAAGUCUAUAUCAAAUUAGAUGGCGGAAAAGCCCACGGAGGAAACAACAACAAAUACAGCACGUUUUCUGGAUUUAUUAUUUAUGCUGACUGAUCAUGCAGAAACUAAGCUUCUAGUUCUGAGUUUGAACUCUGGAGGUGGAUGGCUAACGUCAGUGAAUCAAGGACGCAAGGGGAUGCAGAUCGGUCGAUCCAAGGCAUCUCAGUUGUGUAUAGGAGGGGAAAUCCAAUGCUACCUGACUCACAUCUGUGUCCCUCGGAAACAUUAUGUAAAAAAAUAUAUAUUUAAAGCAAGAUAAGCAGAUGUGUGAUCCACUACCGCCAAAGCAAAUACUCCUUAUUGUUAGUGUCCAUGUGAAUGAAGUCCUAUAGAGAUCACAAAUUUUUAUAGAAAAAUCUAAGAGACUGAAUUAUUUCCUCAAUAUAUAUGAUCAUUUGGUGUACUGUGAUCUUGCUGCUUUUAUCCAUAUGUCAGCUUUGGUUCUUGUGAGUUUACCUGCUUAUUAUGGUAAUUGGAUAAUUCAUAGUGCAGGGGGAACAUGAUUUUACCCUGCAGGAGGAGGAGAAGAAGGAGGAGGUCUGAUUGAAGUAAUGCUGCUUGUCCCCAAAGAAAUUGUUUGCCUUGUUCUCUUGUUAACAUUAGAGCUAGACCUGGAAAUGAUUCAACUUCAAGCCUUAACCUGGAAUUUUCUGGAUUUGUGGGAAUUCCCAAGCCUAUGAUCAUUUCACAUUUUCCUUUUCUUAUGAAUUUUCCUCUCUCUCUCUCUCUCUCUCUCUCUCUCUCUCUCUCUCUCUCUCUCUCUCUCUCUUUCUUCUGGUGAUAGUCUUUAAAAAUAGUGGUUGAAUUUUUACCAUAGGAUUACCCCUCUCUGCGUGUGAAAAUAUGUAUUUAUGGGUGGUAUUUAGAAAACCUUCUGUGUGUCCAGUUUGUCAGUAGAAUACACUUAGAUUUACUUGGAAAGUCAGAGAAAUCUCUUCUUUGGUAUUAAAUCUGACUGAGGCUUUUGCAUUCUUUGGAAUGGAAGAUUAUCCAUGACCCAAUACACAAAGGUUUAAUUGGACCUACUGCACUUUUCACAGAGUAAAGCCUUCCAGCAGUUA
Messenger RNA from Perognathus longimembris pacificus (Pacific pocket mouse), 1939 nucleotides. RefSeq names its product complement C1q like 3 (gene C1ql3). Gene Ontology annotation, molecular function: protein binding. The transcript has 2 exons. The coding region runs from base 165 to 932 and encodes 255 amino acids. The record is from RefSeq and is a predicted model, not a curated record. NCBI's taxonomy places the organism in Eukaryota, Metazoa, Chordata, Mammalia, Rodentia, Heteromyidae.